Molecule: messenger RNA, 951 nt
Organism: Aspergillus uvarum CBS 121591
Lineage: Eukaryota; Fungi; Ascomycota; Eurotiomycetes; Eurotiales; Aspergillaceae
Product: SDR family oxidoreductase
Exons: 3
Coding region: 1-951 (316 amino acids)
Source: RefSeq, a predicted model, not a curated record
AUGGACGGACCAAACACCAAACCAUACCACAUCCCCUCCGACGCCGUCUGGUUCAUCACCGGCUGCUCCUCCGGCAUCGGCCAAGCCCUCGUGCACCACAUCACCACCCACCACCCAACCCACCGUGUGGUCGCAACCGCCCGCAAUCCCGCCAGCUUAUCCCUCCCAACCAGCAGCAACAACCCCAACCUCCUCGCCCUGGCGCUAGACGUGACCUCGCAAGCCUCCAUCGACGCCGCCCUCCACGAGACCCUCGCCCACUUCCACCGCAUCGACGUUCUGGUCAACAACGCCGGCUACACCCUGGUGGGCGACACCGAAGUCGCCGCCGACGCCGAGUCGCGCGCGCUCCUGGACACCAACUUCUGGGGCGUGGUGAACCUCACCAAGCGCGCGCUGCGGAUCAUGCGCGAGGACAAUUCCAGGAGUGGGGGUGCGCGGGGCGGCGUGAUCCUGAACGUCAGCUCGAUGGGCGGGUUCAUCGGAUUCCCGGGGAGUGCGUUCUACCACGCCAGCAAGUUCGCCGUGGAAGGGUUCACCGAGGCGGUGGCAAGGGAGUUGCCGGGCGAGUGGAAUAUUCACCUCAGCAACAUCGAGCCUGGCGGCGUCAAAACCAAUUACGCCACGACCAGCCUCAAGACCAUGGCCCACGGGCGUCACCCGGCGUACGACCACCCCAACUAUCCGGCCAAUGCGCUGUUGGCGUAUAUGGGCCAGGAGGAGAAUCGGCGGGCGUGGGCGGAGCCCAAGGCGAUUGCGCGGGCGAUGGUCUCGAUUGUCAGUCGCGGGCGAAGGAUCCCGAUCCGGGUGCCCCUCGGCGCGGAUGCCUUUGGGAUGAUUUCGAUGGAGCUGGAGAGUAUCAAGAAGGAUUUGGAGGAGGUGAGGGAGACGAGUUUGGGGGUCGGGGAGACAGAGCAGUUGGAUUCGAUUGGGUUUUUGCAGAGGGAUUAG